Solenopsis invicta (red fire ant) is the source of this 4946-nucleotide messenger RNA. RefSeq names its product FH1/FH2 domain-containing protein 3 (gene Fhos). Lineage: Eukaryota; Metazoa; Arthropoda; Insecta; Hymenoptera; Formicidae. The transcript is spliced from 20 exons. Gene Ontology annotation, cellular component: cytoskeleton; cytoplasm. Bases 30 to 3779 code for a protein of 1249 amino acids. Gene Ontology annotation, biological process: actin filament network formation; cortical actin cytoskeleton organization. Gene Ontology annotation, molecular function: actin filament binding. The record is from RefSeq and is a predicted model, not a curated record.
AGUCCCGGCCGUCCUCGUGCCGGGAAGAAAUGUAUCGCCAGAUGUUUUUCACGUGCCAAGUGCAGUACCUCAACGACGUCGAUCCGUUCAGUUAUCCAACCCUCUAUCCGGAUAUUAACCCUCCCGAUCACACGUUCAGCACGACCUUGCCGUUGAUCAACCAGCUUGCCGCUGUGCAUCGGCUUCUUCGGGCACCUCACAGGCUCGAUGACACGGCGCUCCAGCUGUACAAGGGUGGCGAUUAUGGCGCUUACCUGGACCUCGAGGCUUCCAUCAACGAGCAGCAGGAAGAGUUUGAGGGCUUUCAUGAAGGUGAAAGCCGGAAGAACGCGAUUAUUCUCAGGACCCAGCUGUCCGUGAGGGUUCACACCAUCAUAGAAAAAUUGCUGAACAGCGAGGGCCGCGAGCUGCGACGGGCUCUCUUCUCCCUCAAGCAGAUUUUUCAGGAGGACAAGGAUCUGGUGCACGAGUUUGUGCAAAAUGACGGACUUGCCUGCUUGAUCAAAGUCAGCAGCGAAGCCGAUCAGAAUUACCAAAAUUACAUUUUACGUGCACUCGGCCAGGUGAUGCUGUACGUCGACGGUAUGAACGGGGUGAUGGAACAUGGUCAGACGGUGGAAUGGUUGUAUACGUUAAUUGCUAGUCGUUUUCGGCUGGUGGUGAAGACGGCGUUGAAACUACUGCUCGUGUUUGUGGAAUAUGUGGAAACAAACAGUCUGCUGUUGGUCAGAGCUGUGAGGGCGGUCGAUCAGGCCAGGGGCGUGGUACCGUGGAUUAACGUGAUGAAACUCCUGAAGGAUUAUGAUGCCGCUGACACGGAGUUGCUUAUAUACGCAACGACUUUGAUCAACAAGUGUUUGAACGGUAUUCCCGAUCAAGACACAUACUACGAUCAAGUAGACUGCCUCGAGGAACAGGGUAUGGAAGGCGUUGUCCAGAGGUACAUGUCGAAACAGGGCACAGAUCUCGACCUGCUUAGACAGUUUCAAAUCUACGAAGCAGUGCUGCAUCAUGAAGAUGGCGACAGAGGUUCACCUAUACGCCAAUUGGAUGACAAUAUAAGGAAAACUUUGCGAAACCGGAAGUCUCUAGUGGAUUCUCACGAACGGCGAAAGUCUCGAAGACAUUCGACGGGUAACUCACCCCUAUCGAUGUCUCUGAAUGCACGGCUGAGUCCACGGCUAAAUCAUUCUCUAGGUGUGAGCAAGCUGAACAAUACCUUAAACUCGAAUCUGCCAGAUGAUGACGACGAAUCAAGUAGUUCUCAAGGUUCGCAGAGUCAUUUGGGUGAAGUUCAACUCAACGGCAGUUACAAAGAGAAUAAAGUAGAUGUUGGUGUUACACCUGCGCUGAGACGACGAAGGGAACGCGCGGAAAGACAGAGGAGCUUUAUUAGGGAGCAACAAGAGGCUACUGCAAACUUAAGAGCUUCGCUUGGUCACACCGAUGAUCAGGAAAGUCAAUUCGCAACAAACAGUUUGCGAUAUACGAACGGUACCUCUUAUGAGAGGAACGCUGAUUCUCCUUCGAACAAGUUGUCCAGAACGAACAGCAGAAAAGACUUGACGCCCUUGAUGAAUGCCGCGAACAAACUCGACUCGGAGGAAAAGAAGCCAUGGUACGGUAAAAGUCCCAACGAAGGUGUCGAGUACAACGAGAGUAAUCACACCGACGAAGACGAGAAUCGUCGAGUGGUUCUACAGCUUAAGAGGGAGGGAACCGUCAAGGAUCUCACUCAGAAGUUGGCAGCACAGAAUCUUAUACCUAGCAGCCCUGUGGAUGAGAAAGUUUCCAGGAUAGGAGAUAUGAGCGGAUUGAUCUCAAAGGCAAAGGAGGGUCUAGCAAAGUCGAAGUCAAAGGCGGACGUACUGAAGUCGCCAACCGGCGAUAAUUUGCCCAAGCUGCAAGAAACGAAGAAAUCUGAGAACGAACUGCAUUGGGAGGAGUUGGUAAAGAAAUUGAAGAGACCACUGGCGCUUUGCGACUUGGACUUCACCGAUCUGAAUUCCGAGGACGAGAUCGACGUGUUGGGAUCUGCUAACGUGACGAAUGGAGUGCCUCCUCCGCCACCACCGAUGGCACCACCAAAUGGAGACGCUUCGGCACCUCCGCCACCACCAUUGGGAGCGAGAUUGCCGCCGCCGCUUCCUCAGGGUCCGCCGCUGCCAUUCGGUGUCAGUUUGAAGAUGAUGAGACCGCUGCCAUUAGCUAAUGAGACUAGCAACACGCCGAAGAGUCCGCCAUCGUUGCUCGCGAAGAAGAGCAAGAAGACAGUGAAGCUGUUUUGGAAGGAAGUACGAGACGAUCCCAACAUUCUUGCACGACUCGACAAACACAAGAUGAUCUGGGACGAACUGACGCCCGUGGCUGUUGACACACAGAAGCUCGAGCAUCUUUUCGAGAGUCGCGCUAAGGAUCUCAUCACCAAGAAGCAGCAGGAGAUGAACAAGAACAAGGAGAUUAUCGUACUAAAUCAUAAAAGAUCGAAUGCUAUCAACAUCGGUAUGACGAAACUGCCGCCGCCGAGAUCCAUCAAAACUGCGAUUUUAAAAAUGGAUGCUACCAUUAUGAAUAGAGAGGGUAUCGAGAAACUUCUGACGAUGCUACCGACUAAAGAAGAAAAGUCCAGGAUACAAGAGGCACAGGCCGCCAAUCCUGACCUUCCUUUAGGAUCGGCCGAACAGUUCCUUCUGACUUUGACCUCCAUCUCGGAAUUGCCAGCAAGGCUGAAGUUGUGGGCGUUCAAAUUAGACUUCGAAAACUCCGAAAAAGAAAUCGCGGAUCCUUUGAUGGAUUUGAAACAGGGUAUGGAGACCUUGCGAGUGAAUAAAACGUUCCGUGGGAUUCUAAGCACGCUCCUUUCGAUCGGGAUAUUCCUCAACGGAAAUGAGGUGAAGGGCUUUCAACUAGAAUACCUCGUCAAAGUACCUGAAGUGAAGGAUACGGUUCACAAGCACUCGCUGCUUCAUCAUCUUUGCCACAUGGUGAUGGAGAAGUUUCCGGAUUCUACGGACCUCUAUUCAGAGAUUGGUGCGGUAACGAGAGCCUCGAAAAUCGAUUUCGACGAGCUGGCGGCGAACAUCGCGAAACUCGAGAGCGAGUGCAAAGCGUCUUGGGACCAUCUCAAGCUCAUUGCGAAGCACGAUGGUUCUACGAUGAUGAAGGUCAAGAUGUCUGAUUUCCUCGCCGAUUGUGCCGAAAGGAUAAUCGUCUUAGACAUCGUGCACAGACGUAUUAUAAAUCGUUUCCGCAAAUUCAUUCUGUGGCUCGGUAUACCAUUGCAUAGGAUACAAGACACAAAACCAAACGAGUUUUGCAGAAUUGUGUCUGAAUUUGCUCUGGAGUACAGGACCACUAGGGAACGAGUGAUACAGCAGCUUGAGAAGAAAGCCAAUCAUAGAGAACGCAAUAAGACUAGAGGGAAGAUGAUAACGGAGGUCGGCAAGUUUCGUACAAAGGAGGAUCGAGCGGACGCGGAACUCAGACAACUACUUGGCAGUGACAUUUCAGACGUCGAGAGUAUCCACGGCACUUUACCAUGGAGAAGACAGAAGAAAGACGGACGUAUAAUUCCACUGGGCCCGGUGCUCAGGGACGAAAGCACUAACGGUAACUUGGCUGAUGGCGUUGACGAACUAUUGGAAUCCCUGGUAAAAACUGCCACAAAAACGCCCGCCACCAGAACCACACCACGCGAACGCAAGAGGACUAGACACGCCGAUCUGAAGCGAUCACGCACUCGAGAGAACAACACCACGCCGGAGGGGUAUCAACCCUGAUGGGCCAGGGUUUUCGUGAUUUCUGCGAUUAAGUGCGUAGAACGCUAAAGAACGGUCUCUCGGAAGAGGAGAAAAAGCACAUCGCCGCCUACAUCAAGGGCUACUGACUGUGAUAAUACUCGAAGACCACAACAUGCUCUCAUGAAACGAUACAAAGAAAGAGUGGGGCGUUAAUAUUGCAAAGGGGCGAAACAAUGGAAGCUCGGUGAAAACAUUGCAAUCUUCGUCGUAGAUCUUCGACUAUAGGAUCCUGUCCUCCCUUAUCACUAGGACACUCCGAGAUCGGGCGACGUCGACGAUCGCCUCUGUGACGUGUCGCUAACGUUUACCGAGUUCGAUAUUCGCGUAGAGCCCCAUGUGCACCCCGCGUGUGCACCUGUCGUUCGACGUGCUGAGGCAGGAUAAUAAGCAUGUGCAAAAAAGCAGAUAAGAUAAAAUACUAUAAUUUUGACGCGAUUUAAACAAGUGUUAAUCGGUGAUUUAGGCUUAAGCGAAUGAUCAAGUGAACAGAUGUUUUUUUCAAUUCAUCGUUCGCGUACGAGAAAGAAUAUCUCGCAUGCAUAUUAGGAAUUAUUAUAUAUAGGAAUUUCCUUAUAGAGAUUUUUUUUUGUUACGUAGACUCUUGUGUAAACAUUUCUUUGUUUAACAAAAUUUUCCUUAUUCCAAGUAGAAAUUUCUGACAUUUUCGAGACGCCGCGAUCACGUAGGACUUUAUUUACGUUUUCUUUUGUCUCUUUGAAAUUUAUUAUGCGCGUUGGUUACGUAUGUUAUAUACAUUUUACGUAUCGUACUCGAUACUUCUUGGAAGAUUUACUUGAAUCACGGGCGACAGGGUCGACUUGACAAUUAUAUGUGACAACAUGUGCCUUGACGAAUUUUUAUAAUCGAUCGAUUUUUAAGACCGACCACUCCGAGAAAUCGAUGCUUUUGCACGCGUCGAUCCAUUUAUACAACGAAGAAACAGGCAUUUUGCAUACGAAGUAACUAUAUUCUAGAACGAUUCCUGUCGAAUAGCAAACAUACCGAUAUAUACCGGACGACAUAAAACUGCUUAGCAACUUAAUUAUUUUAAUCAUCAUCUUAUUGUUGCGUUUCGCAUAAUUGCAAUCAUUGUAACUUUCUGUGGAAAUGAUUCAUUAAAUAAAAGAAGAAGCAAUUAUAAAAAUA